Molecule: messenger RNA, 1314 nt
Organism: Zeugodacus cucurbitae (melon fly)
Lineage: Eukaryota; Metazoa; Arthropoda; Insecta; Diptera; Tephritidae
Product: vitellogenin-1-like
Exons: 3
Coding region: 67-1236 (389 amino acids)
Molecular function (GO): lipase activity
Source: RefSeq, a predicted model, not a curated record
GGAACGCACAGUCACUCAAUUUGGUACUAGAUCGCGACUAAGUAAGGAGAUUUCGGAUAAAACACUAUGAAGAUAUUCCACUUCAUUUCACUUUGGUGGUUCGUCCAAGCCAGCGCAAAAGAGCAGGGUACACCAUUCGAUUACCAGCAAGAGGCACAACAGAUAGCCGAUGCAUUGAGCGCGACUGCACCUCGACCGCUACGGGCCGACUACUUUUUCAGAGUAAUAAGAAAUUUGAUCAGAAGUUUUCCUGAACAAGAGGAACUUGCACUAACGAAUGCUGUUUGUACCGCACUUAUUGAAAAGGGCAAGAAUCAAACACCCGAUCGGUAUACACCGAGAUUGGAAGAUAUUAAUUUUCAGUUACGUACUCCAUGUGAUAACCGUUCAUAUCCUGUAAAGGAUCCUAGUGGUCUACAAUUGGAUCCGGAUUUUAAUACAUUAAGAAAUACCAUUCUUUUUGCUACUGGCUGGACGACUACUGUGAGUCAUAGACAUCACGACGGUUUGUCUAAGGCAUACAAUUGCCGCGGUGACACCAAUUAUCUGGCGCUGGAUGUUGGCGACUAUCUUGAUACGCUGUACUCGUGGUCCGCACAAAACACCGACAACAUCGGCAAAUAUGUGGCUCAAGGCAUUCAACGUCUCUCCCUGUUUAUGGACAUCUCCAAACUGCAUCUAAUGGGUCACAGUUUGGGCGCACAAAUAGUGGGUGCGGCGGCGCGUCAUUAUCGUUUGUUAACAGGCCAAAGCUUACCAUACGUAACCGGUUUAGACCCCGCUUUUCCGUGUUUCAACGAAGAUGAGGGCCUGACCACCAUCUCAGCCAACGACGCCGACUUCGUUGACAUCAUUCACACGAAUGUCGGCGUUUACGGUCAGUACGCAGCUUACGGCGAUGUUGAUUUCUAUGUGGGUGGUAAAUUUUCAAUUCAGAAUGCGUGCAUAACACAGGAGUGUUCGCAUGAGAUCGUUUGGGAUUACUACAAGGAGUCGGUGUAUCCCAAUAAUGUACUAAAUUUUCUGGCAAGGCCUUGCAAUUCGCUCUAUAGCCUGCAGGAGGGUCGAUGUGAAGGUAUUGAGUCUCCGAUGGGAUAUGCCGUGCCACGUAAUAUAAAUGGUCGGUAUGUUUUGGAUGCGAACUCUGAAAAACCAUAUGGUAAAAAUGCUACCGUAGCGUAUACUGAUCCUGAGACGUCUCCCUGUGGUGCUUGCCCUUUUCCCCCGAAUGUAUGAUCCAUUGUAUAAUUCAAUUACUAGAUUUAAGUAUGUUAUGUGGUGUUGGUCAAAAUAUAUGGAUUUAUAAUGGCUUAA